AUGUCAAUCAGCACAACUCACACCCAAGGUUUCUCUCCAACAGUGGGAUGGGACGCCGAAGCCAUCAUCGUUGUGGUCUGUGUCACUUUAUCAUUCUAUAACUGCGUAGAACUCCUGGUCCUGGUCCUCACUAGCUUCCGCCAAUGGCGAGGUCUAUACUUCUUCUCCCUGGUCAUCGCAUCUAUUGGUGUGAUCCCAUAUUGCCUUGGCUUCUUACUCGAAUACUUCCACCUCCUGGUCUUUUGGGCGUCGAUGCUCUUCAGCUCUAUCGGGUGGACUAUGCUCAUCACAGGACAGGCAUUCGUGCUCUACUCUCGCCUUGGACUCAUCUUGACCGAUGCGAAGAUCCUCAAAGGUGUCAAGUGGAUGAUAAUUAUUGAUGCCAUUGUGUUUCACUGUGGAACAACCAUCAUCCAAUAUGGUACUGCGUAUGGCUCCCACAAGGCUUCCUUUACCCAUGCCUUGUUCUAUAUGGAGAAAAUCCAAAUGACAGGAUUCACGGUCCAAGAGUUCAUAAUCUCAGGGAUCUACCUGUGGAAAACGGUGCAGCUCCUCCGCAUGAUCCAACGCGAGGGCACACGUCGUGUCAUGUGGGAACUGUUGACAAUCAACAUCGUCAUUAUCCUCAUGGACAUCGCACUGCUGGCCAUGGAAUAUAAAGCACUACGUGCCAUGGAGCGCGCCUUCAAGAGUGUCAUUUACAGUGUCAAACUGAAACUCGAGUUCGCAGUCCUUGGUCGUUUGGUGGAUCUGGUUCAGUCUAGCCAGAGAACACUGAGCAAUGCCCUGGCAGAUGUGGAGUCUUUUGUCGACACCUCCAUUUCGAGAUCGGAUACCCAGGCUUCGGCUCCAAUGACAGCGCGAAGAAAAAGUGAAACAGUCCCAGAUUGGAUGGCUAAGUUGGAGGGAGAGACGAGUCAUGUCGAACAGGCACAGGUCGCACCACACAGUUCCACCGCAAAUGGCAAGCGAAGUCCAUUUAUUACGCGGCCGCGCGAUUUCGAUGAAUGUAGCAUAUGA
Molecule: messenger RNA, 1020 nt
Organism: Exophiala bonariae
Lineage: Eukaryota; Fungi; Ascomycota; Eurotiomycetes; Chaetothyriales; Herpotrichiellaceae
Exons: 1
Coding region: 1-1020 (339 amino acids)
Source: RefSeq, a predicted model, not a curated record